Molecule: messenger RNA, 991 nt
Organism: Didymodactylos carnosus
Lineage: Eukaryota; Metazoa; Rotifera; Eurotatoria; Philodinida; Philodinidae
Source: the annotation of a GenBank genome assembly
ACACUAUGCUGGUCUAUUUUUUAGAAAAGGAUCCCUUUUAGUCUUUGAGAAAUAUGACUGUGAAUAUGGUUAAUUAUUGUUUAAAAAAGCAAGUUUCGAGACAAGCAAAACAAGUCUCUGGAAGUCGCGCACGGAAAAACUUGCUUUUUUAAACAAUAAUUAACCAUAUUCACACUCAUAUUUCUCAAAGACUAAAAGGGUCUGUUAAAAAAACGAACACAUUGGAAGUAUAUAUGUGCCGAUGUAUGUAUCAACAAUACAAUCAAAGAAACUGAAUUAUACAAUAUAAAAUAAAUUAGAAUUUAAAUUCUAUAAUAGAGGAAUAAUUGGGGAAUAGAGGAAUGACAGGAAUAAGAGAGGAAUAGUCGGAGAAUAGAGGAAUAGCGACCUACCGGAAUACAUUUUGAAACGUUCCCUAAUGCUGAGAAGAACGAAAUUUAGUGAAUUCUACCGGUAGAUUGUACCACGACGGAUAUUUUGAACUAAACUCAAUCUCAAAAAAAUAUGUUGACUAAUUUGGAAACUUUGAAACAUUUACUUAUACGAAAAGGAGAGAUAGAUGCAUAGCGAUACCGGCAUUAUAUAUUGACUUCGUGGAAAUAAUAUUGAAAUUUUAACAUAGAUACUUUGUUUUUAUAUAGCGAACGGAGAUAAAGAUAUUUUGGCACUUGAUUUCUGCUCAAAUGAAAAAGUGUACGGUUCUCCUUAUUUGGGUCCAACAUUAUGGGAAAGAGACGAGUUAUAUUCGGCAGAUAGUUUGUUGAAACAGUUAUCAACAUGUACACCUACUCCAAUUGAUAAUCCUGUUGACAUCAACCAUAUGAAAACAUUAAUGAUGGAAAUCGAUGAGUUAUUAUGUGAUGCUGAUUCAGAUCUCGAACCGUUGAAUACUUUUGAUCCCGCUAGUGAAAUAUCAUCUCAUGAAGAGAAUCUAUUGGCAAUAGACACAAGUACAGCUGUUAAUUCACCAUCAACAUCAAGUAAUUACUAA